AUGAAGUCUCUCCUGUGCCUGUGUUUACUCCUUGCUGUUCUUUGUGCCAUAACCCAUUGCCACCAUGAAGACAUUUGCCAUGAAGCCACUAAUACCAAUUUGCACGAUGGAACAGAAAAUUUAUUAACACAUAACUGUGAGAAGAAAGGCUCUAACUAUGCAGAUUUUGUAUUUAGAUUUUAUAAGCAGGCUGUAUCAAAAGAAGCUGAUAAAAAUGUUUUCUUUUCUCCCAUGAGCAUCUCCACUGCAUUUGCUGUCCUGGCUGUUGGUGCUAAGUCAACUACCCUGUCUCAGAUUUUUGAAGGACUGGGCUUUGACAACCUGACUGAGACUCGCAUACAUGAUAUACAUGAAAGUUUUCAUAAAAUUUUAGCAGUACUGAACUGCACUGAUGUUAACAUCACAUUAAACAUAGGGAAUGCCCUUUUUACAGCUAUUGGGUAUGAACCACAGGAGACAUUUUUACAAAAUACAAGACAAUUUUAUGAUGCAGAUUUUUUUUCUAAUGAUUUCCAUAAACCAGAAGAAGCUAAGAAGCAAAUCAAUAAAUACAUAGAGGAGAAAACCAAGGGAAAAAUUCCUGAAUUAAUCAGUCAUCUUGAUUCAAGAACUAUACUGGUUCUUGUUAACUACAUUUAUUUUAAAGCUGCCUGGAAAAAGUCUUUUGAUCCUUUGCAUACACACGAGGAUGUUUUUUUUGUGAACACAAACACAUCUGUCAGAGUCAACAUGAUGCGGCGUGACAGCAUCUAUGAGAGUUACUAUGACGAUGAUCUCUCUUGUGAGGUGAUAGAGCUGCCCUACCAGGGCACUGCACGAGCAUUGUUCAUUCUGCCUGAUGAUGGAAAGAUGAAGCAAGUGGAAGAUGCCCUCUCCAAGGAAACUGUUUGCAAAUGGGAAAACAAACUUGAGUCCAGGAUGUUGGACCUGCAGUUACCAAAGCUUUCUAUCAGUGCAUCUUAUGAUGUUAAAAACCUGUUCAUAGAAAUGGGCAUUACUGAAUUAUUCUCUAGCAAUGCAGAUCUGUCUGGAAUUAGUGGCAGCCGUGAUCUUCAGGUUUCAGAAGCAAUUCACAAGGCCCUGCUGGAAGUUGAUGAGGCUGGAACUGAGGCUGCAGGAGCCACAGCCAUAAUCAUUAACAGAGCUCACCAUCCUGUUACCAUCAAAUUCAACAGGCCCUUCCUUAUACUGAUUUAUGACAAAGAAACCAGCACCACACUUUUCAUGGGGAAAAUUGUUGAUCCUACUAAGAAGUAA
Molecule: messenger RNA, 1257 nt
Organism: Merops nubicus (carmine bee-eater)
Lineage: Eukaryota; Metazoa; Chordata; Aves; Coraciiformes; Meropidae
Product: serine protease inhibitor 2.1-like
Exons: 4
Coding region: 1-1257 (418 amino acids)
Biological process (GO): negative regulation of endopeptidase activity
Molecular function (GO): serine-type endopeptidase inhibitor activity
Source: RefSeq, a predicted model, not a curated record